GAAAGAGAGGUGGCGCUGUUUCUCGGUCAUAUAGCGGAGAGAGAGCAGCAGCAGCAGCACAGGGCGGUGCUGAUCCACCAGUAAGGAGGAGGAAGAACAGGAGGAACAGCAGGAGGAAGAGCAGCGCGGUCCAGCUGUUCCCUGAAAAACAAACGAGCACGCGCGCGUAAAAUUUUUAAUCCGGUACACGCGGCGUUCACACACACACUUCGCUCCGAGUCUCGAGCCUCCGGAGGAGAGAAGUGCGCAGAUCAGCGGGAGCAUCGUUUCAGCACCGCGGACAGCGAUGGCUCCAGUGGCCUCUGAGCACGCGCAAUUCGCGGAGGUCCCAGUGAGUGUGGCUGUGGUCAGUGUCUUUGGCCUGGUCUUCAGCGUCUCCGCCUUUGCAUGGAUUUGCUGUCAACGCAAGACCAACAAGAGCAGCACCAAAACCCCACCGUACAAGUUCGUCCACAUGCUGAAGGGGGUGGACAUCUACCCCGAGAGCUUAAGCGGUAAGAAAAAGUUUGCUGGAGAGAAGACUCCUGACCCCACCCAGGGAAAAAACAGCCCCAGUCCUACCGGUGGACGUCCUGCACUCCACCUGGACCUAGAGAAGCGAGACCUCAAUGGAAACUUCACAUUCAAGCCUCCAGCGGCACUCCAUCCCAAAGUACGCAGCUCUCCAGACCUGGACAUCCCAUCCCCACACCCAGGGUUUGGUCAGGGGGGCAACCAGGAAGCCACCACCCCAGAAAGCAACCUGUCCAGCCAGACACCUACUCCUGCCCUGGACAAGCCCCAAGACAAGGAAGCUGGCCUGGGCACCCUGUUCUUCUCUCUUGAGUACAACUUCGAGAAGAAGGCCUUCAUGGUGCACAUCAAGGAGGCUCACGGCCUCUCCCCCACAGACGAGCAGUCCUUGACCUCUGACCCUUACAUCAAGCUGACCCUGCUCCCUGAGAAGAAGCACAAGGUGAAGACUAGGGUUCUGAGGAAGACUCUGGACCCGGCCUUCGACGAGACCUUCAGCUUCUACGGGAUCCCGUACGCUCGAGUCUCCCAGCUGGCUUUGCACUUCAUGGUGCUGAGCUUUGACCGGUUCUCCCGCGACGAGGUCAUCGGUGAAACACUCGUACCAUUGGCUGACGUGGACCUCUCUGAGGGGCGGGUCCUCAUGAGCCGUGACAUCAUCAAGAAGAAUGUUAGGAGGACUACAGGGCGGGGAGAGCUGCUGCUGUCUCUGUGUUAUCAGUCAACCACCAGCACCCUGACCGUGGUGGUCCUGAAGGCUCGCCAUCUCCCCAAGACUGACCCCAACGGACCAUCCGACCCAUAUGUGAAGGUGAACUUGUAUCAGGGGAAGAAGCGCGUGUGCAAGAAGAAGACCCAUGUGAAGAAGUGUGCACCGAACCCUGUCUUCAACGAGCUCUUUGUCUUUGAUGUUCCCUCUGAGGAGGGUCUGCGGGACACCAGCGUGGAGCUGCUGCUGCUGGACUCGGACCGGACGGCGAGGACACCGCUCAUUGGGCGCCUUCUGCUCGGCACCUCCUCCCCAGGAACUCCCGGAGAACACUGGCGUGAGAUCUGCGACCACCCACGGAGGCAAAUCGCCAAGUGGCACGCACUCUCCGAAGACUAGCUGAGUAUGAGUGGGUUGCCAUUGCAAAAAUACCCAGGAACUGUCAAAAUAUGUGGGAAUGGGAGUGGGCGGGAGUUAGGUCGAACUUUUACAGUGCAUUUGGAAAGUCCUCGAAAAUUAACUUGGCAAUUGUGGAGUUCACAACAAGAUCGAUGCAUUCAAACAUCCGACAAAGUCAUAAAAACAAGUGGUACACUCAGGUGAGCUCCAUAUUUCCUGAGUUUACAGGUGCGUUCAGAUGGUCCUAGUCAAGUUGGGAAAGUUGGAAAAUCAUAACCACAUUCUAACUACUAGUUGUUUGCAUUAAAGUGCUCUUUGUCGUGUUUUUCUACUUUGACGUCUACUUUAUUAGUUUCUGGGGAAACUUAUGAACAUGUGUCACUAAAUGUAUUGUAGCUACUAGUUGCAAAUGAGAUUGACCAAUCACGUCGCCUGAUGCAAAAAGAACAAUGGCAAAAAAAGGUCUACUACAUUGUCGUGGUAUCAAAAAGUGCAAGUCAUAAAACUGUUCUGUCAUCAUACUAGUGUUACAAUUAGUAGCUAUUUUGAGUAGACAUCGCUAACUUGUAAAUUUGUAAGAUCGCUAUGUAUUUCGCCUGGAUAAUACGUGGUAAUACGUACUCAUAACUCAUAAUCUCAAGGUUAGGAUACCACUUGCAUUUAUGACUUGGUUGGCCCGUUCAUUUGCAUAUUGCGAAGAGUUUAUGUGGACCAUCUGAACGCUCCAGAACAUCAGUGAUGUCACCUGUCAGUCAAUUAGUUCAGGACGGGGAUUUCUACAGAGGGGGGAGCGCCGGCUUAACCCGGCCAACCAAUGAUUCCAAAGACAGUCUGUGGACACCCCAUAACGCUUCUCGUCAUAUUUCAUUCAGUUGAUCUGAUUGGUCAUCACCUUGUGCAGUGCCGAAUGUCAUAAAUGUCUCUUUUGCUGUUUGCUCUACUUAGUAUCAAUAUUACUCAGAUAAAAAUGGUGGAAAAGAAAACAGGAAACAGUUACUAUGAUGCUGUAAAUAUAAAAACAUGGAUAAUGAUUUUAUUUUUUAAAGAAGCUAUCUGUUAUUUUAUUAAACUGUCUGUUUUUUUCUUUCCUUUUUGUACUUGAUUUAUUGAUUUUUGGUUGUUCUUUUUUGCCUUUUUAUGUUUUCUACGUUGAAGUGGUUCAUAUGUCAUAUUUCAGCCAUGUGCAAGCAGCCUAAAUUAGGCAAAACAAAACGAACAAAAAAAAAAACCCAGACUGAUGUUUAUGAACAAAGGACUGCAUGAUCUGACCUGAACUGAACUGGAUGUAUGGGAAGUGUCUGUUUAUGUGUGAGUGUGUGUGUGUGUGUUCAGUUCUAACUGGAGAGAGAUAGAGUUUACCUCUUCAUUGUGAGCACAAUGGCAGAAUGUAAUGUUCAUGUAUCUUAAUAUAAAACAUCAAGUUGAAAAAGAAAAAUGAAAA
Molecule: messenger RNA, 3062 nt
Organism: Astyanax mexicanus (Mexican tetra)
Lineage: Eukaryota; Metazoa; Chordata; Actinopteri; Characiformes; Acestrorhamphidae
Gene: syt4
Product: synaptotagmin IV
Exons: 4
Coding region: 287-1621 (444 amino acids)
Biological process (GO): cellular response to calcium ion; regulation of calcium ion-dependent exocytosis; calcium-ion regulated exocytosis
Cellular component (GO): axon; synapse; membrane
Molecular function (GO): clathrin binding; calcium ion binding; calcium-dependent phospholipid binding
Source: RefSeq, a predicted model, not a curated record